AACCCGUCUCCCAGAACACCGCCCGUCCCCCAGGCACCGGGCCCCGCCUGCGGGCGGUGCCGCGGGCAGAGCUGGCCCCGCUCCCGCUCUGCUCCGGUCCGCUGCGCUCCGUGCUGGGCUGCGCCGCGUCGGACGCACCGAGAUGGCUGUUCUCUCCAAGGAGUAUGGCUACGUCAUCCUGACGGGGGCUGCCAGCUUCGUCCUGGUCACACACCUCGCGGUCAACGUGGCCAAGGCCCGCAAGAAGUACAAUGUGGAUUAUCCAACCAUGUACAGCACAGACCCCGAAAACGGGCGUAUAUUCAACUGCAUCCAGCGUGCACACCAGAACACACUGGAAGUUUACCCCACCUUCCUGUUCUUCUUAGGCACCAGUGGACUCUUCCACCCGCGGAUUGCCACAGGGCUGGGCAUCACCUGGAUCCUUGGGAGAAUCCUCUAUGCCCAUGGCUACUAUACAGGAGAUCCAAAAAACCGAAGGAGAGGGGCCAUGGGUUCCGUUGCACUGAUUGGGCUGGUGGGCACAGGCGUGUAUUCGGCUUGUCAGCACCUCGGCUGGAUCUGCCAUCAGAGUGGCUGCCGGGGAAACUAAAGGGGUUUGUGUUUGUUUUCUUCUAGAACAUUUCAUUUCCUUGUUCUGUUUUCCCCACAUUCAAUAAAAUGAAGUUGUUGAUUCUGUA
This is a messenger RNA of Columba livia (rock pigeon), 680 nucleotides long. RefSeq names its product microsomal glutathione S-transferase 3 (gene MGST3). The transcript has 6 exons. Gene Ontology annotation, molecular function: glutathione transferase activity; glutathione peroxidase activity. Gene Ontology annotation, cellular component: endoplasmic reticulum; membrane; nuclear envelope. The record is from RefSeq and is a predicted model, not a curated record. NCBI's taxonomy places the organism in Eukaryota, Metazoa, Chordata, Aves, Columbiformes, Columbidae. Bases 143 to 592 code for a protein of 149 amino acids.